Molecule: messenger RNA, 423 nt
Organism: Dichomitus squalens LYAD-421 SS1
Lineage: Eukaryota; Fungi; Basidiomycota; Agaricomycetes; Polyporales; Polyporaceae
Exons: 3
Coding region: 1-423 (140 amino acids)
Source: RefSeq, a predicted model, not a curated record
AUGCACGCUUUAUCGACGUUCCUCUCCCUCUUUGCAGCUGUGCCCGUCGUCGCAGGCCAUGCCUACGUAGUCCCCCUCUCCCUCGACGGGUCGGAAGCGUGCCAGGGCAACACACCCAACAGCAAUGGCGUCCAAUCGCCGAUCACGAUGAUCAACUCGGUCAGCCCUAUCCAGAACACGUCGAGCUCGGAUCUGUCCUGGGGCCAAGGCGCGCAGAAAGCGGCCAAGAUCGCUUCCGCUAACCCUGGAAGCACUGUCAGCUUCAAGUGGGUCAGCGGUACCGGUGCCAACUGGCCUCACGAGGCUGGCCCUCUCAUGACCUACCUGGCGUCUGGCGGCUGCGCCAACUCCUAUUGCUCCUCCGCCCGUUGGUUCAAGAUCGAAGAGUCCGGCCUUCGCUCCGACGGCGCCUGGGCGAUGUAG